CUUCAGGGGAUCCAACGCUCUCAUACAGACAUACAUGCAGGCAAAACACCAAUGUAGAUAAAAUAAAAAUAAAUUAUUUUUUUAAAAAAGAAAUCAGACAAGAGUUGGAUGCAAUCACAAAUGCACCCGCGUGGUGCUAUGUAGAAUAAAUACUAUUAUAUCUCCACGUUUAAUUUCUAAAGAACCCAGAAGAACACACAGACUACAUCUUUUAAAGUUGUAAGAUUUUCAAAGAUUGGCUGUCAUGUUGGAAAAGCCAAAGCUCCCCUACAGGGCAAACAACACUUUCAGAAUGACAGCAAGGAACAUUCUAAGAUAGAUGUUGAAUCAUUUUAUGCCAAUUAGGACAAAGGGAAUUCACUGUGGAGGAAGUUUGUGUGAGAAGACAGAGUAGGAGGAGCAGAAAGGGAGAGUAUAAAGUCAGAGGCAAGGAUUGCUCCUGUGUGUGCCAUCUGCAGACAACUAGAGGUGAUGAGACAUCUUGUGGGCUGGCUGUUGUUAGCUGUCUGCAUGUAUGGACUGGAUGCAGACUUGAUUUCCUAUUUACACCCCCCAGAGGAAGAAUUUCCUGCGCAAAACUGUACUUUUCCGUUCAUCUAUAAUGAGGUAGUCUACCACAGCUGCAUCUCUGUGCACAGUGACUUUGAUUGGUGCUCCCUUGAUUAUUAUUUCCAAGGAAGGUGGAGAUACUGCAAAGCAUUUGAUCCUCCAAUAUGUAUCUUCCCUUUCCAAUUUGGAAAAAAGUCCAUUAACGAAUGCACCAAGCAAGGCUACAUUUUGAAUCGGAGUUGGUGUUCAUUGACUAACAACUACAACAGAGAUAGGAAAUGGAAGCAAUGCUCUCCUUACAAUGACUGAGGCUUCAGUCCAAGAGCUGUUGUUGCCCACAUUUAGUUUUUAGGUAAGCUGUGUGCUUUUGAAGAGACAGAAGUUACAGAUUCAUUAGUUGCUUCUCUAGCUACAAUUCUCUGUCAUUAAGAAGUAUUAUGAUAAUAAAUGUCUAUGCUCUUGUC
This is a messenger RNA of Alexandromys fortis (reed vole), 1013 nucleotides long. RefSeq names its product binder of sperm protein homolog 2-like. NCBI's taxonomy places the organism in Eukaryota, Metazoa, Chordata, Mammalia, Rodentia, Cricetidae. The transcript has 6 exons. Gene Ontology annotation, biological process: sperm capacitation. Gene Ontology annotation, molecular function: heparin binding. The coding region runs from base 472 to 858 and encodes 128 amino acids. Gene Ontology annotation, cellular component: cell surface. The record is from RefSeq and is a predicted model, not a curated record.